AUGGCGGCCGGGCGGCUCCUGGCUUGCGCGCUCGCGCGCUGCGGGCCCGUGGGGCGCUCCGGGCCGGCGCUGGCCACCUGCGGGGUCCGUGGCUUCGCCACCAGCGUUCCCGCCCGCGUCAAAUUCUACUCGACGGCCAAGGAGGCUGUGAAAGACAUCCCUGAGGGGGCGAAGGUCAUGGUCGGGGGCUUUGGGGUCUGCGGGAUUCCAGAGAACCUGCUGGCUGCGCUGAACAAGUGUGGAGUGAAGAACCUGACCGUGAUCAGCACCAACGCGGGCGUGGAAAACUUCGGGCUGAGCCACUUACUGGCCUCCAAGCAGAUCUCCCGCUUCAUCUGCUCUUACUUGGGGGACAACCACCUCUUCGAGCAGCAGUACCUGACAGGUGAGCUGGACCUGGAGCUGACGCCCCAGGGCACCCUGGCCGAGCGAAUCCGCGCUGGCGGCGCAGGGGUGCCGGCCUUCUACACGCGCACGGGCUACGGGACGCUGGUCCAGGAGGGAGGCGUGCCCAUCAGGUACUACAAGGACGGCCACCACGCCAUCCUUAGCAACCCGCGAGAGAUCAGGGAGUUCAACGGGCACCAUUAUCUUCUGGAGUACGCCAUCACGGCAGAUUUUGCUUUGGUGAAAGGCUGGAAGGCGGACCGGGCUGGAAACGUCAUUUUCAGGAAAAGCGCCAGGAAUUUCAACGUGCCCAUGUGCAAAGCUGCAGACGUCUCCGUGGUGGAGGUUGAGGAAAUUGUCGAUGUGGGGUCAUUUGCCCCAGAAGACAUCCAUAUUCCUCACAUUUUUGUAGAUCGCGUAAUAAAGGGGGAGAAGUAUGUGAAGAAAAUCGAGCACUUGACAUACUGGAAAGAGGACAAGGAGGACGCCUCCUGUAAAAGCAGUGUGAGGACACGGAUCAUCAGGCGCGCCGCUCUUGAAUUUGAGGAUGGCAUGUAUGCCAAUUUGGGCAUUGGCAUCCCUCUGCUGGCCAGCAGUUACAUUGACCCAAACAUGACUGUUCAUCUUCACAGUGAAAAUGGCAUCCUGGGCCUGGGUCCAUUUCCACGGAAAGAGGACGCGGAUGCAGAUCUCAUUAACGCGGGCAAGCAGACAGUCACCAUCUUGCCUGGGGGCUGCUUUGUCUCCAGCGACGACUCGUUCGCCAUAAUCCGAGGCGGGCACCUCAGCCUCACCAUGUUAGGUGCCAUGCAGGUUUCCAAAUACGGUGACCUGGCAAACUGGAUGAUUCCUGGAAAGAAGGUGAAAGGCAUGGGGGGUGCGAUGGAUUUGGUGGCCAACCCCAAGACCAGAGUGGUGAUCACCAUGGAGCACUGCACAAAGGACAACAAGCCCAAAAUCUUGGAGAAAUGUACAAUGCCCCUGACUGGGAAGAAGUGUGUGGACCGGAUCAUCACCGAAAAGGCCGUGUUUGACGUGCACAAGAAGAAAGGGCUGACGCUGAUUGAGCUCUGGGAGGGCUUGACAGUGGACGACAUCAAAAAGAGCACGGGGGCCGCCUUUGCGGUCUCACCCAACCUCAGACCCAUGCAGCAGGUGGCAGUCUAACGUGGGGCGGAAACCUUGGCCACAGAGCAUGUGAGCACCCUACGCUCAGAGGAGCCCUGGAAAGGGAGUCAGUGGUCACAUUUACAUAUUUCGCCAGGGGUUGGACUAGGUUUCUCCUGGCAGCUCAGACUUUCUACUGCCAGGUCGAUUUUGUUCUCUCAAAACGGAUGCAACUGUAAUUAAAAAAAAAAGGGAAACAGAAG
Molecule: messenger RNA, 1757 nt
Organism: Talpa occidentalis (Iberian mole)
Lineage: Eukaryota; Metazoa; Chordata; Mammalia; Eulipotyphla; Talpidae
Gene: OXCT2
Product: 3-oxoacid CoA-transferase 2
Exons: 1
Coding region: 1-1554 (517 amino acids)
Biological process (GO): ketone body catabolic process
Cellular component (GO): mitochondrion
Molecular function (GO): succinyl-CoA:3-oxo-acid CoA-transferase activity
Source: RefSeq, a predicted model, not a curated record